UUUAAAUUACCAUAACAUACAAAAGCGCACAGCGAGGUACAUGUACAAGGGGUGUGGUAAUAGCUCAUCAAAGAUGGCGCUAGUUAUUCACGACACGAUUUCACUGACAACUUCUAGUGGAGUGAGCAGCAUUCAGUUGUGUAUCGGAGAUAUUACCAAGCUGUCGAAGGAAGAACAGGUUGAUGUUUUGGUUGUUUCCGCGUUCCCAGGUGACUACUCACCCACACCUAGUUCCCUAAUAGGAGCUCUUUCCAGUAAUCUUGGCAUCAGUGUGCAUAACCUUUCCAAAGACAAAGAAGAAGACCUUCGUAAACAAUAUUUCUGUUGGUGGUCCAAACCACUUCAAGAGCAGUAUAGUUUCAGGAGGAUCCUUUGUUUUGAGGGAGGAUUUGGUAGCCGUGGAAGCUCACCACCGAAAGUAGUUGGGGCUGUGUUUAGAUGUCUUAUACCAAUUCUUAGUGGGAAGGACUCCAAGGGUGGGUCAGUGAUGAUGCCUCUCAUUGCAUCUGGGGAUCAGGGCUACUCUAAAGCACUGAUGUCAAGACUCAUAAUAAACUCUGCAAUUCAGUGGAUCAAGACUGGCCUAGAAUUGAAGACGCUGAAAAUAGUUUUAUUUUCAAGAAAUCCUACAGAGCCUGACAAGUCAAAUGAGCCACUCUUUGAAAGCUUUCAAAAGUUGAAGGACACAUAUGGAGACAAAGAAUUAACAUCUGAACAGGAGAUCAUCUACGAUGUUUAUAUGUCCCAUAGUCCAAAGGACCAUGAAACUGCCGUGAACAUUGCAAAUUUUUUACGAACUGAGCGGAAAAUCAAAGUGUUUCAUGAUUUCCAAGAGUUAAAUGAUGAUGAUUCUUGGCAAAAGGAGAUAUUUGACAUCAUGAGCAAGUGUGCUCGUGUCAUUGCCUUGUUGAGCCCAAGUUACCUCGAGACAGAGAGCUGUAUAGAGCAAUAUAACAUGGCCCUGUGCAUAAACAGAAGAUCGCGUGGAACAGUUCUGGCUCCAUUUUACAUCACAUCAAUGGUCUAUAUGCCAACAUAUAUGAGUCUUAUUCAAUAUGAAGACUGUAGGCCAAAAGACACAGAAAAGAUCAAGGAAGCCAGUCAUCAUGUGGCGAAUUCGUUGGAGAUGCCGCAGGAAGAUGCUCUAUCUGGAGUGACGGAGACAAAGACCAUUGAAACCUUGAGUUAUGAUGUGUUCAUUUCAUACUCACAUCAGAACAAAGAACACGCUGACAAGGUGCUGCAAACCCUGAGGUCUCUUGAUCUAGAAUUAAAGAUCUUUAUUGAUACAUCUGGUCUGAAUACCGGAACAUCUUGGCAGCAAAAGCUGUACAAUUCACUGGAUGCGUCCAAAAGUACCAUCGCUCUUUUAUCGCCUGACUACAUCAAAUCUAGAGUCUGUUAUGAGGAAUUCUGCCUUUCGCACGCCCUGUUUGUGGAUAAAGACAGUAUUAUGAAUUUGGUGAGUUUGUUGGUGGAACCUGUAGAGAAACUACCUUUAUGGUGUGAACAGCCCCUUCCAGUAGACUGUACCUCUCCGGAAGUGGAUGCGGACCAAGUUCUCUCCUCGUUGUGUACUGACUUGGUCAAGAGACUGAAAGGAAGCAAUAACACGGCACAUGACAUCCUCACCCAACGGGUGCAAGACCUGAAGAAAGGAAGUCUCACGCUGGAAUCAUCCAUGGAGCACCACAGGAAAUCAGUGUUUUUGCUUCGUGUGGGUGUUCUUAGUAACCCUGUACACCUCACAGGCUUCAACGAUAACGAUUCCUUCAAGGUGAGUCAUGCCAGUGAUGUAGCCACGUCUGUCGAUGAGCAGCAACUUGGUGUAGAUGCGUCAACGCAGAACACGUCAUCAGAAGUGACGUCAUCAAUUUCUACCUCAUCACAGGUGGCGUCUUCGACCUCAGCUACUUGCGAUGUGGCGCUGAGUUACGCUUCAGGCGACACAAAAUCAGCGAUGGUAUUGAAGCAGUUACUUCUCGAAAAAAUUCCCUCGUUAAAAAUCAGCGAACCUUUAGCAGGAGACUUCUCAAGAGUGCAGUCUUUGGACGUGGCCCGAGUAAUUGUUCCGCUCUUGUCGCCGGCCUUCCUGACAUCUAGUGAACUUGUUGAAGAACUCAACAUUGCCAUUUGUCGAAACCGUAGUUCCUCGCGACGAGUGCUGUUCCCCGUUCAGGUAGCAGUGGUUCCUCCGAAGCCCUCUUACGUCCAUCUGAUUCCAAGUGAGUUUUCCUGCAACGAUUUCAAAUGGGCGUGCAAAGUUGUUGAUCAGGCCUUGCAAAAUGAGGUCCAUAGUCUGGCACACAGAAAUGACAUAGAUGUGGAUCUCGCGUUUUGUCUGAGGUGUGCCGCCUUUUCAAUUAUUGAGAGGCUCUUAGGAGAAGAGAGCACGGAUUUGGAUCUUGAUAAUCGAGUUUUACUGAAUAUUCACGAGGUGGAAGAAAAAUGGAGGUGGCUACAAGUGGCACUACAAAAACAGGACGAUUUUGCGGUGUCAUGGAAAGCAGCUUUUGGAAUUAAAAUAUAGACCAACGCGGAUGAUUUAAAACCAGCCAGAAAUACUGAAGAGCUUGAAGUAAAGCAAGAACUUGACACUAAAGAUACCAUGGCUGAAGAAAUUGAAUCGAAUGGAGUAGAACCUCAUCCACAGGACACCAGGAACGAAAAUGAGAAGACCGAUGAUCAGCCUGGCUCUAGUGAACACGGGGUUGAUGUUGGAAGCAAUGAGCCAGUUUCUCCCAAAGAGCGCAAGACUGUUCAUCUUAGUGUGGAAGGAGGUGAAGUGGGUAGUUCAAGUAGCUCUGUACAGACAGAAUCCAAAUCUUGUUCAAUUAUCUAAACAGGCUGUCGUAGUAUUCCUGCUAGGAAGCACUUAUAGUGCUCGAACUAUUGUGCCAGCAUACUUAAUAUUUGACACUAUAUUUCUACGAUUAAAGUGCCUGGUGCGUUAAUUUAAUUUUUAUGGCUACUGGCGAAGCGAUAAUGUUGUCCUGUUGAGUGAGUGAGUGAGUGUAACAAUAGAAUACGAACGACCUCUUACAAUGUUCCUCAGAAUUAGCAUGUGAUCACACUGUUUUUACUGUUUCCAUUUCCGUGUUGAUGCAGAGGGAUGACAGGUGUCAGUCAAAAAGCGUUUCGAGGCUUCUGAGAAGCGCAGAGAGAAGUGCAAGCUACUGCCAGGAGUUGCAAAUACUUUCAUCAAAUGGCGCCAACAGACAUCAGAAGGGUUCAGUUUAAAUGGCUUGUCUAUUCCAAUAAAGUGAAAAACGCUA
Stylophora pistillata is the source of this 3275-nucleotide messenger RNA. RefSeq lists its product as uncharacterized. Gene Ontology annotation, biological process: signal transduction. The record is from RefSeq and is a predicted model, not a curated record. NCBI's taxonomy places the organism in Eukaryota, Metazoa, Cnidaria, Anthozoa, Scleractinia, Pocilloporidae.